UUUGCGUCCAUCGGGACAAAGAGCGAUUCUCAGUCAAGGGCGGGCGCCUCGCGGCAGGGGUGGCCGGCCCAGCGCUGGACGGUGUCCACCAGGGCUUUCUGACCGGGUCAGCAGCUUGGAGAUCAGCAGAGAGAGAGAGAGAGGGAGAGGGAGAGACGGGCGAGAGGAAAACAACAGAGCCUUUCUCCCUCCCCGCCCGCCGCGGGAGGACGGAGCACUCGUGCCUCUCUGCGUGGGCAACCACAAAAUUCGGGCGAACAGCGGAGCAUUUUAGUCAGGAGAAUGAAGAGCUGUUUUGCCCCGAGUAUUUUCAAAUGUCAACAGGAUGCUCGGUGAAAUGAGCACAAUAGAAGGACGAGAAGAAAGAAGCUUCCGAUGUUACGAAGAUGGGUUUCUGUGACGCAUACACAUAGGUGUCCAAGGAGUCAGUUCUCAGAAAAUCGUCCGCCGCUCCAUGUGGGCGCGUUUCCCCAGCAGCUGGACUACAUUUCCCAGAACGCCCUGCGCCGCGGGUCACCUCGCGCCUCAAGCGUCUCGGGGCGCAGAUGUUCGCGUCCACCGCCUGGGGGCGGGGCGACGUGGGACAUCGGGAGCGUCUGAUUACGCACUUCCUGCCAGGUCGGGGCCCGAAUCAGCGUGUGGCGGGUUCGAGUCCCGCCUCUUGACUCUCGGAGUCCGGGGCGGGGCUCAUUUGCGGAGAGUCACCUCGCCUCCGCCAGCGGCAGCGGCGCAGCUUCGGCUUCACCAUGGAGGAAUACCUGCAGGGUUGUCGAGCCGCUCUGCAGGAAUCUCGAUCGCUACAUAUUGUACUGGGCAAUGAAGCCUGUGACCUGGACUCCAUGGUGUCCGCUCUAGCACUGGCUUUUUACCUAUCAAAGACUACUGAAGCUGAGGAGGUCUUCGUGCCGGUUUUAAAUAUAAAGCGUUCUGAGCUGCCUCUACGAGGUGACAACAUCUUCAUGCUUCAGAAGGUGAACAUUCCGCAGUCCAUUUUGAUUUUCCGGGAUGACAUUGACCUCCAGGCACUGCAGCAGGCUGGCCAACUCAUCCUCACCCUUGUUGACCACCAUGUCCUACCCAAAAAUGAUGCCAACCUAGAAGAGGCAGUGAUAGAGGUGCUAGACCACCGGCCCAUAGAACACAAACACUGCCCUCCCUGCCAUGUGUCUGUGGAGCUUGUGGGGUCCUGCGCUACCCUGGUGACGGAGAGAAUCCUGCAGGGGGCACCAGAGAUCCUGGACUGGCAAACUGCAUUCCUUCUGCAUGGAACCAUCAUCCUGGACUGUGUCAACAUGGACCUUAAAGUUGGAAAAGCAACCCUGAAGGACAGCAGAUAUGUGGAAAAACUGGAGCUUGUCUUUCCAGGCUUACCUAACAGAAAUGACAUCUUUAAUGCCCUGCAGAAGGCCAAGUUCGAUGUGUCAGGACUGACCACCGAGCAGAUGCUGAGGAAGGACCAGAAGACCAUCUAUAAAGAAAGCAUCAAGGUGGCCAUUAGUGUAAUAUAUAUGGAUUUGGAGGUUUUUCUGAGGAGGCCCAACCUCACAGAGGAUCUCGGUGCUUUCUGCCAGGCUCACGGUUACGAUGUCCUGGUUGCCAUGACCAUCUUUUUCAACCCAGACCACGAGCCAGUACGCCAGUUAGCUGUUUUCUGCCCUCAUAUGGCGCUCCGAAUGAUGAUCUGUGGAGUCCUGGAACGCUCUCACUCUCCACCCCUGAAGUUAACCUCUAUCCCAAGCACCCAUUCUAACCUCCAAGCCUAUCUUCAAGGCAACACCCAGGUCUCGAGGAAGAAAUUUCUGCCUCUGCUACAGGAAACCCUGUCAGCAUAUUUGGACUCCAUGAAGAUCCCUGCAGGGCAGUCUGAAGUCAUGGAUGUGCCCAGGCAGCAGGUGCACAAGGAAAUGAACAGGGAAAGCAAGUCCCUGAACCUUGGAGUGAGCCAAGAUGAGGAGGACCCACCUUUGCCCCCAACGCCCAUGAACAGCUUGGUGGAUGAUUGCCCCCUGGACCAGGGGCUGCCGAAGCUCUCAGCCGAGGCCAUCUUUGAGAAAUGCAAUCAGAUCUCACAGUUCCAGGCGACGACUUCCUCCCUCGCAAAGAAGUGACCCUUGGGAUAGGAGGGACGAGUGGGAGGGGGGCUCGAACCCACAACAAAUGCAUGCUUUGAGAUGUCUGGAGGUUUCAGCAGUAGUGUCUUCAUUGCUCCAGGCUCUGGUGCUCUUCUCAUCCCGCUGGAGGAGGAGGACGAUGUGCGAGAAAGCAGCCGCUUUAGCAACAGCUCUCCCAUCUUCCCGCCAUCUCUGCCAACAGACCGGUGUUAUUGUUUCAUUUUACUCUUUGCAUCCGCACUGACAUUUCUCCUCAUUCAUUUGCCAGGGCGCCGGUGCCAACACAACAGGACAAACAGGAUGUGUUCCUUAAAUGUGCUUGUGGAACCCUGCGAUCAUUGGUUAUCGCCAUUGUAUUCAUUUGUUCAUGUCCUUGGAAAAGUAUUUCUUGAUUGCCUGCAUGGAGCAGGGUAGAACGUAAGACUGGGCCUGAGCCACUCCUGCUCCAGUUCUGAGCCGUUAGCAGAGUUCCCGUGCCAUGACUCGUCUUUCUGUCCUCAGUUAGGUAAUGGGGUUUGGUUCGGAAAUGGCAAACUUCCAGUCGAGAGCUGAUGGUGACUAUUUCAGUUCUUGUUCGGUAGCAGACUGGAGGCUGUUAAUUUACAUCUGGAAAAAAAAAAAUUUACAUCCGGAUCAGGUGGCCUGACUCUCAGGUAUUUGGGUCACUCUGUCUCAGAGCUGCAGGCACCCUAGAGAAACCCCGGAGACCCCUGGUUCUUGAGAGUCCAGCAGGCACCCAGGAAGGCCGGUCCACUUUACAGGCACCUUCCCGUAAGACAGCAGCACUGGAAUGAAAGCCUUGGCUCUGUCCCUGCCUUAGCAGGCCUCGCGCUUCCUUGCCCACCUCUUUCUCUUCUUGCGCGUAUGAAAGCAUGAAGUAGCUGGAUUCUAAUACAGGUUGCCGUGAACUGUGCAUCUUUAGGCAAGACAUUUCACUUCUCUGGACCUCAGUUUGCCCGUCUAUAAAAUUAAGAGUUGGAUUAGAUGUUCUCUGGUGUUCUGUGAUCUGCCUUUUACUAUCAUCCUUUCUUCUGUCUUCCCUGGGACUGGUCGGGGUCACUGAAGUGUCUGUAAUUAUGCGUGAUUGUACCAAGAGACCUGGCCUCAUGUAGCAUGUAUAGGGUUAUGCCUCAUACCGUAGUGACCCCGCGCUCCCUCUCACUGACUUGUGCAUGUGGAAAGGCUCCCUUUCCUGUGGAUUACAUCAUUCUCCCUCUUCUUACCCCACAGCUCUAUUCAUGCAGGUGGCCAAUUACUUCCCUGAACAUCGGUGUAUGUGACGGUUUUGACAUGACAUCUUCUGUGAGGGGGACAGUCUGAGUUCACUUUGAGGGGAUAAUGUUUGUAGCCAUUUAGAAAGUAAAAUAGUGUAAUUGCUGAACCAAAGGAAUUUAUGUUUUGUAACUUGGGUACUUUAUUUUGCAUUUUGUUAAAGUAUUAAAUAUUCUUUUGCUGUU
Messenger RNA from Echinops telfairi (small Madagascar hedgehog), 3568 nucleotides. RefSeq names its product prune exopolyphosphatase 1 (gene PRUNE1). Lineage: Eukaryota; Metazoa; Chordata; Mammalia; Afrosoricida; Tenrecidae. Gene Ontology annotation, cellular component: cytoplasm. Gene Ontology annotation, molecular function: exopolyphosphatase activity. The record is from RefSeq and is a predicted model, not a curated record. The transcript has 9 exons. The coding region runs from base 747 to 2108 and encodes 453 amino acids.